GAUCUAUUAACAGAGUCCAAUUGUAUGAAAUGGGGAACUGAUAACGGUGUAAUAACAAUGAGAUUCAAGUCAAGUAUGAUGUGUAAAUUUCAACAUUACUUGAUUUAAUUCUGAAGAGGUAUUGGGAUAUUUCUGCAUCAAAAAUAAAACUGAAGGAAAGCGGAAGUCGUAUCCUGAUUGAUGCAAUUUACGGCAUGUUAUGGCAUUCCAUUAUAAAUAAUUAGAAAAAACGUACACUUUAUGAAAUCCGCACUCUCAUUUUUCGUACCUACAGUAUUUGACUUUAACACGUGCAAACAAGGUUUUACCAAAUUACAAACUAAAAGUGAGGUCUCGUAAAUAAAAUAUUGAAUUGAGGGACGCAGUGAUGUCAAAUGACAAACGCCCGAUACUCCCCGAGGCGGUGCUUCCGGGUGAGAGUAUUGUUCCCACAAAUACGCUACCCAAAACAGAUGGUCCACAACAUAACCCUAACAAUAAUGCUGACGACGAUGAAAGUUUUCCUGAACUGAAUAAAAUCCCGGGAGAUAAUCUAAAGUUCAGCAAGACCAAUGGGCUCACCGUUUUAACUACGGCAGUUUUUAUAGUUGGAGAAAUGGCCGGAAGUGGCAUCCUUGCUUUACCAGAUGCGGUAAAAAAUACAGGGUGGAUUGGUAUUGUGCUUAUAUUGGCGUGUGGCCUGGGAGCAGGGUUCACAGGGGUCAGACUAGGCCAAUGUUGGGUCAUAGUACAGAGUCGAUAUACAGAAUACCAGGGGCACGUACGAUAUCCUUACCCGGCUAUCGGCUACAAAUGUUUUGGAAACUAUGGACGUUAUCCGGUCUCUUUUUGUAUUAACUUUACCCUGUUUGGUGUUUCGACGGUGUUCCUGUUGCUGGCCGCCCAGAAUAUUCAGUCACUCAUUUUCUCAUGGACGGGCACGCAUUUCUCCUAUUGCAUCCUGUUGAUUAUACUAGCUGCAAUUUUACUCCCAUUGUCAUGGUUAGGAACGCCAAAUGACUUCUGGUUCGUUGGCGUCGGGGCGAUGGCUGCUACAGCAGUCGCUUGUCUACUUCUAUUCAUUGGAAACCUUCUAGAAUCCCGUGGUGUAGAUAUUAGUACUGUUAAACACACACGUCCGACAUUUCAAUCUUUCUUCCUCGGUUUUGGCGCCAUUUUGUUUUCAUUUGGCGGGCAUGCGGCAUAUCCCACAAUACAACACGAUAUGGUUGAGCCACAGAAGUUUCCCAAAGCGAUAUUGAUAGCAUAUUCAACUAUCAUGUGUAUGUACAUUCCUGUCUCUUCAUCCGGGUAUUUCAUCUUCGGAGACAACUUACAGACCAACGUUUUACAGAAUCUAAACACACAGCCGGUUAUCCGACAAAUUGUGGAAGUCCUCAUCAUAUUGCACCUUAUGCUCGGGUUUAUUAUCGUCAUCAAUCCCCUCAGCCAAGAAGUAGAAGAACUCUUCAAGAUUCCACAUUCGUUCAACUGGAAGCGGUGCCUUCUCAGAUCUGGGAUUGUUUGUCUCGUACUCUUUGUUGGCGAGUCAAUACCUCAUUUUGGUGUAAUUCUCAAUCUCAUUGGUGGCUCUAGUACGACAUUUCUAGUAUUCGUCUUUCCGUCAAUAUUUUAUCUGAAGCUGUGUAGCAUGAAGGGAGACUGGGAUGAAAUAGAAGUUGAGCUGUGGGAAAAAGUUCUUUUAAUUAUAUUAUGCUCAAUAGGCGUAGUUGGUGGCGUCGCUUCAACAGUAUCAACAAUACAAUCAAUGGUGGACCCGAAAACAUUUGUACCACCGUGUUACGUUAAUGGUGGUGUCUAGUUGAAUGAUACACCACCAUGUUACGUCUGUACAACCUGGAUACGUAAAUGGUGGUGUUGUGGAAUGCACUCCCGAAGUGUGGAAAUGUGUGUUACGUUCACUGUGGCAUUGAGAGUUCAUUUUACAUCUUCACCACCAUGUAACUUUAAUGAUAGUGCCGUUUGUACAUCCUAACCACCGUCAGACCGCAACAAAAGGGACAUUAAACUUGCAUAUAAAAUCGAAAGGCGAACUUAUACGAAUGACCAGUC
Molecule: messenger RNA, 2052 nt
Organism: Owenia fusiformis
Lineage: Eukaryota; Metazoa; Annelida; Polychaeta; Sabellida; Oweniidae
Source: the annotation of a GenBank genome assembly